This is a messenger RNA of Boleophthalmus pectinirostris (great blue-spotted mudskipper), 2370 nucleotides long. RefSeq names its product cadherin-20-like. Gene Ontology annotation, cellular component: catenin complex; adherens junction; plasma membrane. Gene Ontology annotation, molecular function: cadherin binding; calcium ion binding. NCBI's taxonomy places the organism in Eukaryota, Metazoa, Chordata, Actinopteri, Gobiiformes, Gobiidae. The transcript is spliced from 11 exons. The coding region runs from base 1 to 2370 and encodes 789 amino acids. The record is from RefSeq and is a predicted model, not a curated record. Gene Ontology annotation, biological process: multicellular organism development; cell morphogenesis; cell-cell junction assembly.
AUGGGAGCAGGACUCCUGGUGCUGCUGGCCCUGCUGCCCCUCGGCCUUCUGGGUAAACCGUGGGCGGAGGGCGGCGAGGACGAGACGGCGGCGGGAGCAUCGUCCCUGCGGCGGCGAGUGAAACGGGGCUGGGUCUGGAACCAGUUCUUCGUGUUGGAGGAGUACACCGGGCUGGAGCCGCUCUACAUCGGCAAACUUCACUCGGACAUGGACAAAGGCGACGGCUCCAUCCUUUACAUCCUGACCGGAGAAGGCGCCGGCACCACCUUCACCAUCGACGACAGCACGGGCGACAUCCACGCCAUCCAGCGCCUCGACCGCGAGUUCAAGUCCCAGUACCUGCUGCGCGCCCAGGCCCGCAGCCGUGUGACGCAGCAGCCCGUGGAGCCCGAGUCCGAGUUCAUCGUCAAGAUUCAGGACAUCAACGACAACGAGCCGCGCUUCGUGGACGGGCCGUACAGCGCCAGCGUCCCCGAGAUGUCCACCAUCGGUACGUCCGUGAUCCAGGUGACGGCCACAGACGCAGACGACCCCACGUACGGGAACAGCGCUCGGGUCGUCUACAGCGUGUUAGAGGGACAACCGUACUUCUCUGUGGACGCCAAGACCGGUGUGGUGCGCGUGUCUCUGGCCGACAUGGACCGUGAGACCAGAGAAAACUACACUGUGGUGAUCCAGGCCAAGGACAUGGGGGGGCAGCUGGGGGGACUCGCGGGGACGACGACCGUGGACGUCAGCCUCAGCGACAUCAACGACAACCCCCCCGUGUUUGACCAGAGGCUGUACCAGAUGUCUGCGCCCGAGUCGGCUCCUCUGGGCACCGCGGUGGGCAGGAUCUGGGCGAGGGACCGGGACGUGGGGGUGAACGCCCACAUGAGCUACUCCAUCGUGGACGGAGACGGAAGAGACACGUUCGACAUCAGCACCGACCCCAGCAAGGCGUUCGGGAUCAUCACGGUCAAGAGGCCGCUGGACUUCGAGUCGAAGCGCAGUUACACUCUGAAGGUGCAGGGGGCCAACACAGAGCGGGGCCCCGGGCACAGCGGCGCUCUUUUUACGGACGUCACCAUCGUUCACGUGAGCGUGGAGGACGUGGACGAGCCGCCGGUGUUCCAGCUCAGCUCGUACGUCCUGGAGCUGCCCGAGGACGCGGAGAUCGGGACUGUGAUCCAGAGCAUACAGGCCCGAGACCCCGACGCUGCCAACAACACGGUCAGGUACUCCAUAGACAAAGGCAGUGACCUGGAGAAGUUCUUCUACAUCGACCUGACCACAGGAGCCCUGAUGACCGUGAGAGCCCUGGACCGGGAGAAGGUCGAAUGGCACAACAUCACCGUGCUCGCCAUGGAGAUGAAUAACCCGUCUCAGAUCUCCAGCGUCCCUGUGGCCAUCAGGCUCCUGGACGUGAACGACAACCCUCCCAGUUUAAGCCACUACCUGGAGACCUUCAUGUGCGACAACGCCAAGGCCGGACAGCUGAUCCAGUCAGUGACGGCUCUGGACCCGGACGAGCCACAGGGAGGACAUCGAUUCUACUACAGUCUGUCUCCACAGGGUCAAACUAACCCCAACUUCACCCUGCGCGACAAUCAAGAUAACUCGGCGUGGAUUUUGACGCGGCGUAGCGGUUGGGCUCUCAGGGACCAGACGGCGUUCUUUUUGCCCAUCUCGGUCAGGGACGGGGAGGAGCCGGCUCAGACCAGCACCACCACUCUGACCAUCCGCGUGUGCAGCUGCGACCACCAGGGGGAGGUGCUGUCCUGUAACGCAGAGGCCUACACGCUGCCCGCCAACCUGAGCCGCGGCGCGCUCAUCGCCAUCCUCGCCUGCAUAUUCGUACUGCUCAUCCUGAUCCUCCUGAUGUUGUCUCUGCGCUCUCAACGUAAGAAGCCGUACCUCAUGGACCAAGAGGAGAACGUCCACGAAAACAUCGUCCGCUACGACGACGAGGGCGGCGGCGAAGAAGACACCGAGGCCUUCGACAUCGCCGCCAUGUGGAACCCGAGGGAAGUGCACCCUCACGCCAAACUGCGCCAGGACAUGCUCCCGGAGAUCCAGAGCCUGUCCCGCUACGUCCCCCAGGCCCGCGUCGUCGGCCCCACCUCCUCUCCCGACGGGAACGUGCACGGAUACGUCCUGGCGAAGCUGAUCGAGGCGGACGUGGACCCGUGCGCGCCGCCGUACGACUCUCUGCAGACUUACGCGUACGAAGGCGAGGGCUCGGUGGCGGAGUCGCUGAGCUCGCUGCAGUCCGGGGUGUCGAACGCGGAUCACGAGUACGACUACCUGAACGACUGGGGGCCGCGGUUUAAAAAGCUGGCGGAGAUGUACGGCGUGUUGGAGACGCAAAGCAGCUCCCCCGUGUGGUAG